UCAACGACCAUAUAUUAAAAUACAAAAUGAAACCCCUUAUUUUCCGUUCCCAAAAAUUUGAACUCCAAAGAGUUCAAAUCCAACAUCAGAAAAAUCGAAAAGAUUUGAUACUAAAAACGUUACUGUCGGUUCUUCACCUCACAUCUCGAAUAAUUCCUCAACGUCUUCUGUCCGUUUGCUUCACUUCAAACAUUUCAUUUCUUCUAAAUAUUAUACAUUUAUUAAUUUGACAGUUUCUUGAAUUUGUAUGAGCUGAUUUUUUUCACCCUUUUGAAAAUGGGUUCAAAUUUCUUUGAUGGCAGGUGAAUUUAGGUGCUAUAUUGGCUAAAGUAAAAUGUCGCUGUUAAGUAGAUUUUUCUACAGGAGGCCCCCAGAUGGGUUGCUGGAACUUGAUGAUAGAGUAUACGUUUUUGAUUCUUGUUUUUCGACUGAAGUACUGCCUGAGGGAAUUUACCAGCUGUACUUGCACGAGAUCGUAAAUGAACUGCACGAAGAAUUUCCGGAUUCCUCUUUUCUUGCUUUCAAUUUCAGAGAAGGCGAGAAAAGGAGCCAGUUCGCGAAGAUUUUAUGCGAGUAUGAUGUAACUAUAAUGGAUUACCCGAGGCAAUAUGAAGGCUGUCCUGUACUGCCGUUGUCUUUGAUACAUCAUUUUCUAUGUAUCUGUGAGAGUUGGCUUUCCCUUCGAAAUAAUAACAAUGUAAUUUUGUUACACUGUGAGAGAGGUGGUUGGCCCCUUCUAGCCUUCAUUUUGGCCAGUUUCUUGAUUUUCAGAAAGUUUCAAAGUGGAGAGAGAAAAACUCUCGAGAUGGUUUAUCGUGAGGCACCUAAAGGUUUAUCACAAUUAUUGUCACCUUUGAACCCAUUCCCUUCUCAGCUUCGUUACCUGCAAUAUAUAUCAAGAAGAAAUAUAUCUCCCGAGUGGCCUCCUCCUGAACGAGCUCUUUCUUUGGAUUGCCUCAUUCUUCGUGCCAUUCCAAGAUUCGACAAUCAAAAAGGGUGUAGGCCAAUUGUGCGUAUUUUUGGCAGGAACCUUCUCAGCAAGGAUGGAUUGUCAACUCAUAUGUUGUACUCCACGCCAAAGAAAGGUAGAAGCCAUCGACAUUAUCGCCAGAAGGACAGUGAUGUCAUCAAGAUUGAUAUUCAGUGUUUGGUGCAAGGAGAUGUAGUUUUGGAGUGUGUCCAUUUAGACCUGGAUCCUGAAAGGGAAGUCAUGAUGUUCCGUAUAAUGUUUAACACAGCUUUUAUACGGUCCAACAUUUUGAUGUUGAACUGCGAUAACCUGGAUAUUCUAUGGGAUUCAAAGGCACGCUUUCCGAAAGGCUUUCGAGCUGAGGUUUUAUUUGGUGAUGUUGAGAGCAUAUCUCCUAUAAAAGCUCCCACUGCAGCUCUAAAUGGUGAGGAGACUGGUGGACUUCCUAUUGAAGCUUUUUCAAAGGUACAAGAACUUUUUAGUGGCGCUGAUUGGGUUGAUACUGGCGAUGAUGCUUCAUUGUGGUUGUUUAAGCAACUAUCGGUGCUGAAUGAUAUGAAAGAUUUGUCAAUUUUGCAAAGUAGGAUGAGCGGGUAUUCGUCCCCAUUUGAUUCUGAAGAAGAAAAUAAUGCAUCGAGUAUUGCUGACAGUUUGGACUUUCUGGACUCAGAGAAAGCUAGUAGUCUUACUUAUGCUAAUACAACAGAUGUCAAUUUUUCAGAUGAACAGGAUUCGGCUUCUGAUGGAACUUCUGACCCCAAGAUUUCUGAGGGUCAAAUGAAGCUUCCUAUGUCAGAUAUUGGUCCUGUUCAGUCUCUUUCUGAGAAUAACAGUCGAUUGGAUGCCGCCAUUGCUCCUGAACAUUCAAAGGGAGUUCGAGUUUGCGAUACAAGACCUUCCUCUUCUUCUCCGUUACCUUCACCACCCUCGUCACCUGCCUCUGUGAUUUCUAGUGUAAAAUUCCCUCAAUCAUCAGCAUCAUAUCCUCCUCCUCCACCACCACCUCUGCUUCCAGCAUUUGCAAGUUCUAAUAGAUCACCUCCACCUCCACCGCCGCCGCCACCACCACCUUCAAUUGGUAGUAACAGAGGACAUUCACCGCCAAGACAACCUACUUCUUCAACUUCUCCCGAUAGCUUUUCUAGAGGACCUCCGCCACCUCCACCACCUCCACCACCUCCUUUUAAGAGUGUUUUAUCAGCUCCACCACCUCCACCACUUCCUAAUAAAAGCUUUUUAUCCACUUCUGCUCCUCCAAAUCCACCUCCUGUCCCUACAUUUUCUACUUCUAGAAGUGCUCUGCUUCCACCUCCACCUCCACCUCCCCCUCCUCCUCCUCCUCCUCGUGGGCAAUCUAACUGUAACUUAUCAGCUCCUCCGCCACCUCCUCCUCCCCCUCCUUUUAUCUCUUCCAAGUGUCCCCCUUCACCUCCUCCACCACCGCCUCCCCCUCCACCUUCCGUGUCAUCUAAGUGUUCGCCCUUGUCUUGUGUAACUCCCCCGCCUCCCCCACCUCCCCCUUCUGCCUCUUCCAGAGGCCCUCCACCUCCAGCACCCCCUCCACCUCCACCUCGGCCAACUCCGUUGGCACCUCCACCGCCACCACCUCCACCACCAAGCAAUUCUAAAGGGCCACCUGCACCUCCUCCACCUCCUUUGGGAGUUCCUAGGCAAGGUCCCACUCCACCUGCACCUCCACCAGCACCAAAGGCUCCUAAUGCUCCACCACCUCCUAGGCGGGGUUUGACACCAGGUCCACCUCCACCGCCAGGUGGAAAGGGCCUUAAUGCGCCACCACCACCUCCAUCUGCUGGACGUGUAAGAGCCUCUGUAGGCUCAACUGCUCUAGGGAAAGGGCGAGGUGCAGGAGGUACUUCAAUUCCUCCUAAAAAAGCUUCAUUGAAGCCCUUACAUUGGUCGAAAGUUACACGGGCUAUGCAAGGGAGUUUAUGGGCUGAUACGCAAAAUAAGGAAAAUGCUUCCAGCGCACCUGAAAUUGAUAUUAAAGAGCUUGAAAAUUUGUUUUCGGUGGCUUCAGCUACUGAUGGAACUGGCAAAGGUGGAGGUCGGCGUGGUCCCAAAAUCAACAAACCAGAAAAAGUGCAAUUGAUUGAUUUGCGCAGGGCAUACAAUUGCGAAAUUAUGCUUACAAAAAUCAAGAUUCCACUGCCUGAUAUGCUUAAUGCUAUUUUGGCUUUGGAUUCGUCAGCUCUGGACAUUGAUCAGGUUGAAAAUCUGAUAAAAUUUUGCCCAACAAAAGAAGAAAUGGAGACACUGAGGAACUAUAAUGGGGACAAGGGAAUGCUUGGAAAGUGUGAGCAGUUUUUCCUGGAGCUGAUGAAGGUCCCACGAGUUGAGUCCAAGUUACGAGUGUUUUCAUUUACUAUCACUUUUUCUAAUCAGGUGAAGGACUUGAGAACUAACCUGAGUACAAUUAAUGCUGCUACUACAGAGGUGAAAGAAUCUGCCAAAUUACGUCAGAUAAUGCAGACCAUUCUAACAUUGGGAAAUGCACUGAAUCAGGGUACAGCACGAGGAUCUGCUGUAGGGUUCAAGUUGGACAGUCUUCUUAAGCUUUCUGACACUCGUGCUAAAAACAACAAAAUGACCUUGAUGCAUUAUCUGUGCAAGCUCCUUGCUGAGAAAAUGCCAGAGUUGCUUGAUUUCGACAAGGGUCUUCUUCACUUGGAAGCUGCUUCUAAGAUCCAACUGAAAUCUUUGGCUGAAGAAAUGCAAGCAGUGAGCAAAGGUCUUGAGAAAGUAGAACAAGAACUUACUGCAUCCGACAAUGAUGGUGCAAUAUCUUCAGGCUUUCAGAAGGUGUUGAAGAAUUUCCUUGGUACUGCUGAGGCUGAAGUCAAGUCUCUCACUACUCUUUAUAUUGAAGUGGGAAGGAGUGCAGACUCCCUAUCCCUAUAUUUUGGCGAGGAUCCAGCUCGAUGCCCCUUUGAGCAAGUGACACAGAUUUUGGUGGUCUUCAUGAAGAUGUUUAAAAAAUCACGUGAUGAGAACGUACAGCAAGCUGAUGCGGAGAGGAAGAAACUGGAGAAGGAAGCCUUGAAGGAACAAGCAGCUGCUAGUUCUUCCGGAAAGAAAGAAGUUGUCGAUGCUGAUAGAAUAAAACUGAAUUUUCGAAAUCAGUUACAUGCUGUGUGAUCAGUUCAAAUUAACCAAAGCUUAUAGUACUCCAUAAGCUGGCAGAAUAUAUGAAAAAACAGUUCAAAAUCGGGUUAAAAGAUUUACUUUCUUGAUGAUAGCAGCAGCCUUGGAAGGCUCUUCUCAUAUGUCACUGUACUUCAGUGUACAAUUUAAGUUUUAUAGUCAGUUAUAUAUGUACAUAAUUACCAUAGUUUUAUUGGCACCUUUUUUUGCCAUUUAGAAUCGCGCACAGUUGCCAUUGUUACUCCAAUUUUGUAUCCCCAAGUGGAAAAAUACUGAGACCUUAAGAUUCAAGGGGCUUUCCAAGUUGUGCAUAUUGAAGUUCCAUCUUGUACAAGAAAAAAUCAAGAAAAACUUAUCUGGAGUGGCA
Messenger RNA from Lycium barbarum (goji berry), 4499 nucleotides. RefSeq names its product formin-like protein 14. Lineage: Eukaryota; Viridiplantae; Streptophyta; Magnoliopsida; Solanales; Solanaceae. Bases 335 to 4126 code for a protein of 1263 amino acids. The transcript has 19 exons. The record is from RefSeq and is a predicted model, not a curated record.